Onychostoma macrolepis is the source of this 1328-nucleotide messenger RNA. RefSeq names its product nuclear factor 7, ovary-like. NCBI's taxonomy places the organism in Eukaryota, Metazoa, Chordata, Actinopteri, Cypriniformes, Cyprinidae. The coding region runs from base 1 to 1236 and encodes 411 amino acids. The record is from RefSeq and is a predicted model, not a curated record. Gene Ontology annotation, molecular function: zinc ion binding; protein binding. The transcript has 7 exons.
AUGUCUGUACAGAUUGUCUUCAACAGUUGUGGAGAACCAAGGAAACUCGGGAGUGUCCUGUCUGUGGGAGAACAUCCUCAAAAAAUCCUUCCAGAGAGAAAUGAGAGGCAUUCAGCAGGAUCUGAGGAGAUCUGCAAUUUACACGGUGAGAAACUCAAGCUCGUCUGUCUGGAGGACAACCAGCCUGUGUGUUCAGUGUGCAGAGAUACACAGAUAUAUGCCAAUAAAACGUUCAGACCCAUCAGUGUUGUUGUUCCAUCAUAUAAGGAGGAUCUCAAUACAGCACUGAAGUCCUUACAAGCAAAACUUAAACAGAGAGAAAACAUUAAAAGGGAGUUUGAGAAAACAGUUCAACAUAUCAAGUCUCAAGCUGAAUACACAGAGCAUCAGAUUAAAGAGCAGUUUAAGAAGCUUCGUCAGUUUCUCAGAGAUGAAGAAGCAUCUACAAUCAUUGCAUUGAGGGAGGAAGAGGACCAGAAGAAGCAGAAGAUGAAGGAGAAGCUGGAGGACAUGAACAGACACAUCUCCGAUCUUUCAAACAUUAUCAAAGAUUUGGAGGAGACAAUGAAAGCCAAUGACGUCUGCUUUCUACAGAGGUUUCCAGUCACGAUGGAAAGAGUCCAGAUCUCACAGCCGGAUCAACAGAUGCCUUCUGGAGCUUUGAUUUAUGUGCCACGUUACUUGGGCAACCUGCCGUACAGAGUCUGGAAGAAGAUGCUGAACUGUGUCCAAAAGACUCCUAUGACUCUGGAUCCAAACACAGCUCAUCCUCGUCUCGUCCUGUCUAAUGAUCUGACCAGUGUGAGAUACAUCUGGGAUAAACAACUGCUUCCUGAUAAUCCAGAGAGAUUUGACAUCUGUGGGUGUGUUCUGGGUUCAGAGGGUUUUAACUCAGGAAUGCACUUCUGGGAAGUGGAGGUUAAUGAAAGCGAAUGCUGGAGUCUUGGAGUAACUGCAGAAUCAAACCAAAGGAAGGGACGUGGUUUCUUUAAGACUGAUGUCUGGUGUGUGCAGUAUGAUCCGUACAGACUGCUUGGGCCUGGUUGUCCUAUUAAACAGGAGCUUGAGUGUGUGAGAGUUGAUCUGGACUAUGACGGAGGAACGGUGUCAUUCUCUGAUCCUGUAACUAACACACAUCUACACACAUUCACAACCACCUUCACUGACGUCAUCUUUCCAUUUUUCUGUAAUCUUGAUGAACUUAACUAUCUAAGGAUUUUACCAGUUAAACUGUAAAAGCAGAAAAUCACUGAAGCAUCAUCUGGGGUCAUAUGCAUAAAGCUGCUCAGAGUAAAAUUGUAGUCUUAAGUGAUUCAGAGUUUAACAAA